GGCGUAUAUCUCGAUUCUAGUGUUAUACCUUAUAAGCCAGUUUUGCCAGUGACAUACUUGAUUUCUGUGAUCAUGAGUAACCUGGAAGUUGAAACAGCUGAUCUUUUAGACAGUGUGCCAGUUUUGCCUAUACUUGUUGCUGUUGGUUCUACAGUAGUCCUAGCGACAGUGAUAGCGAAUUGUCUAUGGGGCAAGAAGAAGUCCAAAAGCAAGAACCCGGUGACCCUUGUGGAUCCCAAUGUGAAAUACGCCCUGCCACUCAUAGAGCGAGAGGAGAUCAGCCAUGACACAAGACGGUUCCGGUUUGGAUUGCCGAGCAAAGAUCAUGUAUUAGGCUUGCCCAUAGGACAGCACAUCCACUUGUCUGUGAAGCUGGCUGAUGAUCUGGUCAUCAGAGCAUAUACCCCAGUGUCCAGUGAUGAAGAAAAAGGAUAUGUGGAUCUGGUUAUUAAGGUGUACUUCAAAAAUGUGCACCCGAAAUUCCCCGAUGGUGGCAAGAUGUCCCAACACUUGGAAAGCCUGAAGCUCGGAGACACCAUUGAUGUCCGGGGACCUUCUGGGCGUCUGCAGUACGUCGGCAAUGGCCAGUUCCUCAUCAAGAAACUAAGGAAAGACCCACCUACCAAAGUGGUGGUUAACAAGUUGAAUAUGAUUGCUGGUGGAACCGGUAUCACUCCCAUGCUGCAGCUAAUCCGCCACAUCUGCAGCGACACUAACGACCACACGGAACUCAGGCUGUUGUUCGCCAACCAGACUGAGCAGGACAUCCUGUUGAAGAAUGAGCUCGAGAACUACGCCAACAACCACCCUAACCAGUUCAAGCUGUGGUACACCAUCGAUAGAGCUGAGCCAGGGUGGAAGUACAGCACAGGCUUCAUUAACGAUGAGAUGAUAGGCGCGCACAUGUUCCCCGCGGGCGACGACACGCUGGUGCUGAUGUGCGGCCCGCCGCCCAUGAUCAACUUCGCCUGCACGCCGGCGCUGGAGAAGCUCGGCUUCAAGGAUGACCUGCGCUUCGCCUAUUAA
This is a messenger RNA of Cydia amplana, 1026 nucleotides long. RefSeq names its product NADH-cytochrome b5 reductase 2. Lineage: Eukaryota; Metazoa; Arthropoda; Insecta; Lepidoptera; Tortricidae. The coding region runs from base 73 to 1026 and encodes 317 amino acids. The transcript is spliced from 6 exons. The record is from RefSeq and is a predicted model, not a curated record. Gene Ontology annotation, molecular function: oxidoreductase activity; FAD binding.